Molecule: messenger RNA, 2850 nt
Organism: Cylindrotheca closterium
Lineage: Eukaryota; Bacillariophyta; Bacillariophyceae; Bacillariales; Bacillariaceae
Source: the annotation of a GenBank genome assembly
AUGUACUUUCUUGACUGUCCAUUUGAAGAGAAGGAUAAAGUAAAGGCACUAGGAGCCAAGUGGAACGGCGGCCAAAGAAGCUGGUAUGUGCCUGUGGAACUCUACAGUCAAAUCGCAAUCUUCAAUUCAUGGACACCAAAAGGAAGAAUCUUUUUGCAAGUUCCUUACAAAGACAAGGAUGCGGCUAAAGCAAAUGGUGCUCGAUGGGAUGCUACCGUCAAAUCGUGGUACUGCAUUAAGCUAUCACCCAAAUUGAAGCAAUGGGCAAGUAUUGGAGCACCAUCAAAACAACAACCUGUCCCUGCUUCACCCAGUAUCCGAACACCAUCACCGGCAAAAUCAAAAGCGAAGACAUCCGCGCAACGUGGAAAUGCGGAACAAGCAUCACGCAUACAAAUAUCAGAUAUCUUGACCGUGAGUCAGCUUCAGGAUGAGUGCCGGCACCGUGGCAUUAAGGGAUUGUCUGGGAAAAGCAAGACUUGGCUCUUGGAUCAACUGGGUGUCGGUACCGUUUGGCUAAGUCAUCCAUCGUCAUCCAUCACCAAGACUGGUACUCCUGCAAAGGCAAAGAAAAGUCCAGCAGGAUCCUCUUCGAGCAAAACUACUGGCAAACCCAAAGCAAAAGCAGCUUUGACCGAGAAGGUCGCAAAGAAGAAAGCACCAACGCCGACCAAGAGAUCUGCUCCUGCUGAAAAUCCGAUCACAAUUGCAUCAUCUUUCGACUGGUCUCAGGCCCCACGCAUCACCAGUAAGCUGACCAUUCCGCAACUAUCGUAUGAACUCUUGACGCGAGAUCCAUCGGCGAAGGGAUUGUCCAGCAAAUCCAAGUCUUGGUUCCUGUCCAAACUAGGUGAAAACUCGGUAUGGACGACAAGCCAGGACUUUUCCAGUCAGACGCUUACCAAUGCUCCUGUCGUUACUGAUACUCUCACCAAAGGGCAAUUGAUGUAUGAAAUUAUGGCAAGAAUGCCGGGAACCAAAGGGCUGUCCUCCAAGAGUAAGGACGACCUAUUGACAAUGGUGGCUGUCGGCAGUAUUUGGACGACCGGAGCCGUGACAACCAAUGCCGCUGGUAAAGCUCCCCCAGCAAAACGAGCCAAGAAAGAGAAAACGACAUCAACACAUCGCGUGAAAGUACCGUCGCCAACUGCUCCCUCAGUGAAUGCCCAAGUGCAAGUCAAGACGUCGGCUUCCCCAAAACGGACGGGAGUAAAAGCAAAGCCACCAGGGGCAAAUGGUUCAAUACAUGAUCCGAUUCGUCUGGAUACUAGUAUUUCUCCUGAUAGGGUCGCCUCUUCCAAAGCAACUCGCUGGCCCAUCGCUUCUUCGGCGCAAGCACUGCAACCUAUUUCUCCAAUAGUGCCAGUCACAUCAUCAUCGUCUUCAACAGUAGUGCAGUCUGUUGCGAGAAAGACGGCGGCUACCAAUAAGAAAAAGGCAACUGUUUUUCCGAAACCAGAUGAUCAAUCUGUCGUCAGCAAGAACAUGACAGCGGCGCAGCUGCUCCAUGAGAUUAAAUACAGAAAUCCGAACGCAACAGGCCUUUCCGGAAAGAACAAAGGUUGGUUGGUUGCAGAGCUUGGAGAUGGAACUCCUGUUCUUGGUGUGAAAGCAGAUGCUGAAGCCAAGGCUUUGCACGUCUAUAAGGUUUCCUUCGUUUCACAUCUUCUGGCUGAUUCCAGCCUACUUCGGGCCCCGCGUAACAAUGGACUAUAUGUGAAUCGGACUAGAGCGGACAUUGGCACAUGCGUAUGCGAUGUAGCGCAUCCUUUAGUCUGUUCCAAGAGACCUUAUCGUUCGAGCGAGCUCCACGACUAUGACAUCUGUAAGGCUUGUUUUGACAUUGAAUCGCUACCAGAGCACGAGCGCGAGAAAAAAAUCGCCGACAUUGAAGAGAGGUACCAGAAAGUAGAACUCGAACGCCAACGGGAAUGGGCGAAGCAACAACAUGAAGAGGAAGCUCGUUGGAGAAAAGAAACAGAGAGAAGAGAGAAGCAACGGAGAGAAGCGGAAGCCCGUUGGAGAAAGGAAGAAGAGGAAAGGGAACGGGAGAGGGAUCUUGCUCACGAGGAGGAUUUGCGACGAUUCACGGCAAAUAUCAAAAAACCAAGUAAGGCCAAUACUGACAAAAACCGCAAGAAGAAAUUCACAAUUUGGGCCAAAGAGACGCACCCGAGCUGUGAUAUACCUGAGAAUCCAGAGUUUGACUCUUCGUUUGAAUCGUUGACUGACGCAAACCUUCGUGUGGAAUAUUUGUUCUACUACCGCAAUCCUUUAGAGGAGGAAAAGGACGACAUCUAUACCAAGGAAGAUAAGCUUCUGAACAAACAAUUUCGCUAUUUGAUGACUGAUAACGAUCACGGGCAGACGUAUUCUGUUUCGACUAUGCCUAGUGCCGAUUUCGAUGCUGUGGCUUCUCUUCAAGGAUUCCAUGGUGACCGCCCUGCAUGGUCCCGUGAACAAGAACUCGAAGCCUAUCUUCAACAAGACAGUUUUCCAGCCUUUAUCCGGAACCCACCCAAGCAAAACUUGUCACAAAACAAGAAACUCCGGUAUACUGUCUGGACUUCCGAUGGAUAUGAUAACGACAGAUGGCACUCGUAUGAAGGCCCUCCCGAUAAGGCAUUUGAUUCUUCGUUUACAAGCCUUGAGCACGCAAACCAAAGAGCAGAAUUUGUUUUUUAUUUUAAAAAUCCUUGGGGUCUUGGACUCGACGAGAUGGAUCCUGCCGAGACUGAUGGCACGACCAAGACUGGCUUUCGAUUCCUUCAGUGUUGCCCAGAUGACAGUUCACGUUGGACCGUAUCAGUGAUUCCAUCUUCAGCAUUUCCUUUCAUGAACAUGAUGUAA